GGGGCCCGAGUCCAGCACUUGGUUUGUGGCACUGGUAGCCAUGGGUGUAGGCGCUGCCACCGCUGGUACUAUGCUAUCGGUGUCGGUGUGUAUAAUGGAAGUGGACCCGAGCAACGCAGGCCUGUGCCAGUCUAUCAUACAGUUUACCAUCAUUGGAGCCGAUAUUAUUAAUGGUCUACCUGUGAGUAUGUUUGCCGGUGCUUAUGGUUGGCGAGCGGUGUUUAUUAUGGCUGAGAUCAUGUGCGUUUUGGUGGCCGGAAAUACG
Molecule: messenger RNA, 265 nt
Organism: Medioppia subpectinata
Lineage: Eukaryota; Metazoa; Arthropoda; Arachnida; Sarcoptiformes; Oppiidae
Source: the annotation of a GenBank genome assembly